AUGCACGCCUGUUUAUCAUGCACCACAUUUAGGGAUUCGGUCCAUUCGGUGGCCUUCUCCCACGACUCGGCCCGGCUAGCGUCGGCGUCGGGCGACGGGACGGUCAAGAUCUGGGACGCGAGCAGCGGGGAGUGCCUGUCGACGCUCGAGAGCUAUAGGGUUUCCGUCCGGUCGGUGGCCUUCUCCCAUGACUCGGCCCGGCUUGCGUCGGCGUCGAGCGACGGGACGGUCAAGAUCUGGGACACGAGCAGCCGCGAGUGCCUGUCGAAACUCAAGGGCCAUACGGAUUCGGUCCAUUCGGUGGCCUUCUCCCACGACUCGGCCUGGCUGGCGUCGGCAUCGGCCGACAGGACGGUCAAGAUCUGGGACGCGAGCAGCGGGGAGUGCCUGUCGACGUUUGGGGGCCAUAGGCGUUCGGUCCAUUCGGUAGCCUUCUCCCAUGACUCAGCCCGGUUGGCGUCAGCAUCGGGCGACGCGAUGGUCAAGAUCUGGGACGUGAGCAGCCGCGAGUGUAUGUCAACGCUCCAGGGCCAUAGGGGUUGGGUCUAUUCGGUAAGCUUCUCCCACGACUCGGCCCGGCUGGCAUCGGCGUCGGGCGACGGGACGGUCAAGAUCUGGGACGUGAGCAGCGGGGAGUGCCCGUCGACGCUCAAGGGCCAUAGUGGCUGGGUCCAUUCAGUGGCCUUCUCCCACGGCUCGGCCCGGCUGGCGUCGGCGUCGGACGACAGGGCGGUCAAGGUCUGGGACGCGAGCAGCGGCGAGCGCCUGUCGACGCUUGAGGGCCAUAGGGGUCGCGUCCGGUCGUUGACCUUCUCCCACGACUCGGCCCGGCUGGCGUCAGCCGACAGGACGGUCAAGAUCUGGGACGUGAGCACCGGCAAGACGGUCAAGAUCUGGGACGUGAGCACCGGCAAGUGCCUGUCGACACUCGAGGGCCAUAGAGAUUCCGUCCGGUCGGUGGCCUUCUCCCACGACUCGGCCCGGCUGGCGUCAGCGUCAACCGACGCGAUGGUCAAGAUCUGGGACGCGAGCAGUGGCGAGUGCCUGUCAACGCUCGGGGGCCAUAGGCGUUCGGUCCGUUCGGUAGCCUUCUCCCAUGACUCGGCCCGGCUUGCGUCGGCGUCGAGCGACGGGGCGGUCAAGAUCCGGGACGCAAGCAACAGCGAGUGCCUCCAGACGCUCAACAUAGGCAGGAUACUUAACCGCAUCCAAUUUGACCUCACUGGCUCAUAUCUUUGCACUGAUAUUGGCACUAUCGACAUUAGUGCUCUAUCAGCAGUUUCAGGGAAAACGAUUGGCAUUGGUGCUAGGUCUGGAAAGGUAUGGAUAGGUAAAGUUGAGUUUAAUGCAUUCUAA
Lindgomyces ingoldianus is the source of this 1356-nucleotide messenger RNA. RefSeq names its product HET-R. Gene Ontology annotation, biological process: negative regulation of transcription by RNA polymerase II. The record is from RefSeq and is a predicted model, not a curated record. NCBI's taxonomy places the organism in Eukaryota, Fungi, Ascomycota, Dothideomycetes, Pleosporales, Lindgomycetaceae. The transcript has 4 exons. Gene Ontology annotation, cellular component: nucleus; transcription repressor complex. Gene Ontology annotation, molecular function: protein binding. The coding region runs from base 1 to 1356 and encodes 451 amino acids.